AUGAAGAUCUCUGAAGGAGUGCUGGACUUGGGCACGACGGAUUACGCGGUGGCCCUGGACCCAAGCUACACCAUGCUGGAGUUUGACAGCCUCCGAGUUCUCCCAAUGGACACAGAGAUGCUGAGGCCCGAGCCAUCCCCUGUCCCCACGGCUGGGCUGCCCCAAGCCGCUGCGACGCUGUGCUCCAUCUGCGCGGAUAAAGCCACCGGGAAACACUACGGCGCGUCCAGCUGUGAUGGCUGCAAGGGCUUCUUCAGGCGGAGUGUGCGUAAGAACCACGCCUACACAUGCAGGUUCAGCAGGCAGUGUGUGGUGGACAAGGACAAGAGGAAUCAGUGUCGAUACUGCAGACUUCGGAAGUGCUUCAGGGCCGGCAUGAGGAAAGAAGCCGUACAGAACGAACGAGACAAGAUCAGCUGCCGUCGAGAAGCUCAGGGAGUUGGGACUCUGACCAUCAGCAUCCUACUGAAAGCAGAAGAGAGCACACAUCAGUUCUCUGCUCUGACCCUGCCCAUGAGGGAAAUUAUCACGAAGAAGAUCGCUCGCCCAGCCGACGUUUGCGAAUCCAUUAAGCAGCAGCUCCUCCUGCUGGUGGAAUGGGCGAAACGCAUCCCUGAGUUCUGCGAGCUGCCGGUGGAUGACAGGGUCAGUUUGUUACGAUCUCACUCUGCUGAGCACCUCAUCCUGGGUGUGGCUCGUCGUUCGCUACCCUACAACGAUGUAAUCCUGCUCGGAAACGACUUCAUCAUCCCUGUGAACGGUCCAGAGCUGGAGAUGUCCAAAGUGGCAGCACGUGUCUUGGAAGAGCUGGUCAGGCCCUUGAGAGAGCUGGACAUAACCAACACGGAGUUUGCCUGUCUCAGGGCCAUCGUCUUCUUUGCUCCGGACUGCCCAGGGCUGGAGAGUGCUCAGAUGGUGCGCAGGUUGCGUUUCCAGGCCCACAUGUUGCUGGACGAGGUGACGUGCGAGCAGCGCGGCCGGUUUGGGGAACUGCUGCUGCUGCUGCCUCCACUGAAGAGCACCGCCUGGCACAUGGUGGAGCAGCUCCAGCUUGCACGGCUCUUAGGAGAAGCCAGUAUGGACAGCCUGCUACAGGAGAUGCUGUUUGGAGAGUUGGCCACAGGCUCAAACCCAGAAGUGCUCAGUUUCAACCCUUCUGUUGACCCGGUUCUGCAGCGGAACCUACACAUGGAACAUGUGGCACUUCCAAACUUCACCUCCGUCAUCCUCCCUGUCCCAUCCUCUUUAACUGGAGUUCCCCUGCUCACUGUAGAGCCUGGUACUCAGCUCUACACACCGGCUGCAGAAAUGACACUGGAGAUAGACAGCUGUCUCACCAAGCCUGCAGUCCACACAUGUCUCUGA
This is a messenger RNA of Neoarius graeffei (lesser salmon catfish), 1365 nucleotides long. RefSeq names its product hepatic nuclear factor 4, beta (gene hnf4b). The record is from RefSeq and is a predicted model, not a curated record. Gene Ontology annotation, biological process: positive regulation of transcription by RNA polymerase II; anatomical structure development; cell differentiation. Gene Ontology annotation, molecular function: nuclear receptor activity; RNA polymerase II cis-regulatory region sequence-specific DNA binding; zinc ion binding. The coding region runs from base 1 to 1365 and encodes 454 amino acids. The transcript has 10 exons. Lineage: Eukaryota; Metazoa; Chordata; Actinopteri; Siluriformes; Ariidae.